Messenger RNA from Pseudogymnoascus destructans, 2647 nucleotides. Its product is annotated as glutamine-dependent NAD(+) synthetase. The record is from RefSeq and is a predicted model, not a curated record. Gene Ontology annotation, biological process: NAD+ biosynthetic process. Gene Ontology annotation, molecular function: NAD+ synthase (glutamine-hydrolyzing) activity; ATP binding; glutaminase activity. The transcript has 14 exons. Bases 306 to 2477 code for a protein of 723 amino acids. Gene Ontology annotation, cellular component: cytoplasm. NCBI's taxonomy places the organism in Eukaryota, Fungi, Ascomycota, Leotiomycetes, Thelebolales, Thelebolaceae.
GACCGUUUUUUCAUUGUCCAUCGUUUUGGAAGGUUUAAUUAGUUUUUCCUUGGUAGUGUUCUCAAACCCAUGGAAAAAAUACAACGCGUUUUUUGCAAUUUGAGCACAGACCCGUACGGAUACUUAUGGCGCCGUACUGUAUGACUCAACAGCCACUAGCGUGCAACCUUCUUUCUUAUUCUAUUUCUCUAGUACAUCUCAACCAAGUUAACUUUCGCCAAGAAUCACAUAUUGCCUCCAUUCCAAAUUGUCUAGCAUAAUCAUUUGCAUUUCUAACCUUCAAUCGCCACCAUCAAAAGUAAAAUAUGGGUCAUCUCGUGACCCUGGCAACUUGCUCCCUGAAUCAGUGGGCCCUUGACUUCGAAGGAAAUGCCCAACGUAUUCUACAAUCCAUCAAGGAAGCCAAAGCCGGCGGCGCUUCGCUCCGCAUAGGCCCUGAACUCGAAAUUACUGGAUAUGGCUGCCUCGACCAUUUUCUAGAGUCUGACACAGACUUGCACUCAUGGGAAUCUCUCGUAAUGAUUCUCGAAGACCCAAUAUGUAAGGAUAUCCUUCUGGACAUUGGUAUGCCAGUUAUGCAUAAGAACGUCAAAUACAAUGCCCGGAUUCUUAGCUUGAACCAAGAGAUUCUUCUGAUCAGACCGAAAUUAAGUCUUGCCAAUGACGGAAACUAUCGAGAGAUGAGAUACUUCUCACCUUGGAAAGGAGAAAGAAUUGUGGAAGAUUUUUACCUGCCGAGAAGCGUACAGAAGCUCACAGGCCAGAAGAAGUGCCGAAUUGGAGACGCGCUCAUCUCGACCCUUGAUUCGUGUAUGUCAAAUGAGACCUGCGAAGAGCUAUUUACCCCGAUUUCACCUGCACUUGGAGCCGGUCUUGAUGGUUCUGAAAUCACGUUGAAUUCUAGUGGGUCACAUCAUGAGCUCAGGAAGUUGAACACAAGGAUCGACUUAAUUCGUCAAGAGACGCUCAAGUCUGGUGGUAUCUAUCUAUAUUCAAACCAACAAGGCUGCGAUGGUGACAGACUAUAUUAUGAUGGAUGCGCAAUGAUAAUUAUCAACGGACGCAUUGUUGCGCAGGGCUCACAAUUCAGUCUUAACGAUGUUGAGACGAUAAUUGCCACCGUAGAUAUCGAAGAGGUUCGCAGCUAUCGAUCCCAAAAGUCACGAGCCCUUCAAGCCACAAAAAGCCCCGUCUACGAACGUGUCGAGGUUAACUUCAGUCUGUCCUCAGCCUCCGAGGAGGUAGAUCUUCGAGUGAGGCCUAGCCCAGAAAUCGCAAUCAAAUAUCACCUGCCAGAGGAGGAAAUUGCUUAUGGCCCCGCGUGCUGGCUCUGGGACUACUUGCGCAGAUCUUCGAGCGGAGGAUUUUUUCUUCCCCUUUCUGGUGGCGUGGAUUCCUGUGCCACGGCCGUGUUAGUACAUUCAAUGUGUCGGCUAGUAUACCAAGCCGUCUUAGAGAGAAAGAAUCCGCAAGUCAUCAAGGACCUUCUCAAAAUCGUCGGAGAACCCUCUGAUUCAGAGUGGCUCCCAUCUUCGCCCCAGGACGUCGCUUCAAGACUAUUCCACACUGCAUACCUUGGCAUGGCAGAAAAUAGUAGCAAGGAUACGCGAUCAAGAGCAAAAGCGCUGGCAAAGGAUAUUGGAGCAUAUCAUCUAGAUCUCAAUAUCGACACGGUCUACUAUGCUGUUACAACACUUUUCACGACGGUCACAUCCUAUGCACCAAAAUUCAAGAUGUUUGGUGGCACGCCUGCCUCAAAUCUUGCUCUCCAAAACAUUCAAGCCCGUCUAAGAAUGGUUCUAAGCUAUCUCUUUGCGCAACUCCUGCCAACAGUACGCGGACGGAACAAGAACAAUCCAGAGAACCAAAAUCCGGGCGGCUUGCUUGUUCUAGGCUCUGCUAAUGUAGACGAGAGUUUGCGUGGAUACCUAACAAAAUACGACUGUUCAUCUGCAGAUAUUAAUCCUAUAGGCGGGAUCGCGAAGCAGGAUCUGAAACGCUUUAUCCUUUGGGCUGCCACGAAUUUCGAUCUCCCUAUUCUUCCCGACUUCAUCGCUGCUCCGCCCACUGCCGAACUUGAGCCUAUCACCGCCGAUUACGUACAAUCAGACGAAGCCGAUAUGGGGAUGACAUACGACGAACUCUCAAUUUACGGCCGCAUGCGCAAAGUGGAUAAGCUCGGCCCAUAUGGCAUGUGGAGCAAGCUCCUCCAUCAAUGGAGCAAUAAAUUGAGUCCGCAAAAAAUCUACACCAAAGUCCGCUGGUUCUUCUGGAAUUACGGCAUUAACCGCCACAAGAUGACAACCUUAACUCCAUCCUAUCACGCCGAGCAAUACAGUCCAGACGAUAACAGAUUCGACCUCCGCCCCUUCCUGUACCCAAGCUGGUUCGGCUUCAAGGCUAUCGAGAAGAAACUUGCUGCAAUGGGGGAGAAUGGGACGAAGGUUGCUGAUGCGGAGGAGAGGAAGUCGUUGUGAUGUACAAGAUCUUAGGGACAUCUAAGAGCCAAAAUUACACAUUACACGAAGAUUUGAAGGGCAAUUGGACAAAGUCAUAUACACACAAGGACGUUUUAAAUUGGGAAUAUUAGGUUGGUCUUGAUAUCUAAGAGCUGCUCUUGUCAUCCCCCUCUCAAUACAAGUGAAUC